Plenodomus lingam JN3 is the source of this 1764-nucleotide messenger RNA. NCBI's taxonomy places the organism in Eukaryota, Fungi, Ascomycota, Dothideomycetes, Pleosporales, Leptosphaeriaceae. The record is from RefSeq and is a predicted model, not a curated record.
AUGCCAACCGGCAUUCAACGCCGACGAACCCAGCACCGACGACAACUUUCCACACCUGCUGCCUUCGACGCGCAACCAGUACGCCCACAACCUGCUAACUCACCACAACGACGACAUAACCGAUCCGGCAUGAGCCUGGACCUUCGGGGUAUGACCCUGAGUACCACUCAUGCCGCGCAACACGGCCAUUACCCGGAUUACACCACACCAGGACCCAUCGACACCCGAUCCUUCCAGCAGGAGGAUAGUACGACCUCUCUCCCAUCACCGCGCACUCCCCACCAAUCUCUUCGCGCGCAGUCUCCCCAACAGCCUCCUCAUUCCCCAUCUAAAGCUCCUACAGAACAGCAACUGAAAGAGCUCCCCGGGGCAUUUGCAAGCCACGAGCCGCUUACUGCGAUCACACAGCCGCCAAACUUCACUGAUAUGGGCGAUCUCAAUUUUGAGCCUACGUCAAGUGCCAUGACCUUCGACUUCGAGAACCCAGAGGCCGACAUGGGCUACGAGUCAUCAUCAUAUUACACCUCAGAUGCACUAUCACCAUCACCAAUCUCCUCGCCAACACGGGAAACAAGAAACACUUUCCUAGAAGGUAUUGAGGAGCACAAGGAGAUGAGUUUCUCGCAACCACCUACACUGUUACCUAGCCCACAGUCUUCAAUGGCACUCACAGGUCUGCCGCUUGAUAUGGAAUCGUAUGAGCAGUCACCAAUGUUCAACGAUCUCGAUGUUGACGCAAGCCUCGAGUACACUGGUAUUGCCCCGGAAGAAGUCCAGCGAUAUAUCAGUGAACAAGAUCCUGUUACUAGUAAAUGGACUUGUCUUUAUCUUGACUGUGGUAAGGUUUUCGGCCGACGAGAAAACAUUCGAUCCCACGUCCAAACACAUCUUGGAGACCGUCAAUUUAAGUGCAACGGAUGCGGCAAAUGCUUCGUUCGCCAGCACGACUUGAAGCGACAUGCAAAGAUUCAUUCUGGCAACAAGCCUUACAAAUGCCCCUGCGGCGCCGGCUUUGCGAGACAAGAUGCGCUCACCCGCCAUCGACAGCGCGGUAUGUGUGUCGGUGGCUUUGCUGAUGCCGUCCGAAGACAAGCAAAACGUGGCAGGCCAAAGAAGAAUCGACCAGACAUGGAAGACCGCGUGGACAAAGCUACUCGCACACGAAGAGCUCUGGCAUCCGCAGCGCCGUCAUCAGCAGGUUCGCCAUAUUCUGAGGUCCGAUCACCAUCGCCACUUGACGGCUACAAGGCAGCUCAGUCGCACAACCUGCCUCAGAUGAUGGCUGAUGCGCAGAGCUACAAUGAGUCUAUGAAUGCCUCAAAUGACCCAUUCAGCUUUGACACUUCAUCAAGUCGUUGCGUAGAAGAUACAGAAAUCGCGCAGUCAAAUUUCAUGACAACAUCUUCGUACGUGAGCGACGUUGCAUCCAUGAACAUCCUCCAGCAACUCUCUCAGAGUUCACACACACCGCCUAUGUCGCCUGCGGAGCUGCGUCCUCAUUCAUCUGGAUCGACCAAGGAGGCGAAUGCCCCAGCCGAAUCAAGUCCAUUAAAAGGGUCGUCGUCCCCAUCUAGAUCGUCAAUACAGUCUAACCAAUUCACGACACCUCCCACAUCGCCAAUGGAACCAAAAGACGACUUGAAUGAGCUUUUUGACAUCCUUCCGGACAAUUCAUAUUCACAGUUUGAUUUAGAGAUGAAGGCCAUGGGCGAUUUCACCUCCCUUGACAAUUCCUCAUACGACCUUUUGGACUUCACCGUGUAG